This is a messenger RNA of Racocetra fulgida, 247 nucleotides long. Lineage: Eukaryota; Fungi; Glomeromycota; Glomeromycetes; Diversisporales; Gigasporaceae. The record is from the annotation of a GenBank genome assembly.
CCUACUUGGUGUUGAUAAAGAGAAAAUGUCUGAAAGUCUGGUAUUGCUAAUUGGUGUUGUGGUUAGAGUGGUUGUCGAAAUUGUGAAAAACCAGAAGUUGGUGCAAGUGAAACAACCUCAUGAUUGUCUAGUUCAAAAGUUUAAAAAUAGAAAUUCAAUAAGAAGCCCAGAAGUAGAUGAUGUGAAAUUUAUAAGGUUUGAAGAGUUAGACAAUAAUAAUGACAAGAGAUAUAAGAGUGUUAAAGGA